Telopea speciosissima is the source of this 1083-nucleotide messenger RNA. RefSeq names its product probable LRR receptor-like serine/threonine-protein kinase At3g47570. Gene Ontology annotation, biological process: protein phosphorylation. The transcript has 2 exons. Gene Ontology annotation, molecular function: protein kinase activity; ATP binding. The record is from RefSeq and is a predicted model, not a curated record. The coding region runs from base 1 to 1083 and encodes 360 amino acids. NCBI's taxonomy places the organism in Eukaryota, Viridiplantae, Streptophyta, Magnoliopsida, Proteales, Proteaceae.
AUGAUACUUUUCUUCGUUAUCUGCUUGAGAAGAAAAGAAAGGAAAGAAUUCACAACAUUUUUUAUAGGGGAUGGUCAUUUUAAGAUCUCUUAUGCCCAACUUCUUAAAGCUACCAAUGGAUUCUCUUCAACAAAUUUGAUUGGAGUGGGGAGUUAUGGUUCUGUGUACGAAGGUGUUCUCAAUCAUGGAGAAAUAAUUGUUGCAGUGAAGGUCCUCAACAUUGAACAAAGAUGUGCUUCCAAGAGUUUCCUAGCCGAAUGUGAAGCCCUUAGAAACAUCCGACACCGUAAUCUUGUCAAAAUCUUAACAUCUUGCUCAAGUGUAGAUUUUGAAGGGAAUGAUUUUAAGGCUUUGGUAUAUGAGUUCAUGCCGGGUGGAAAUUUGGAUAGGUGGUUACAUCCACAUGCAAAUGGUAUACAAGAUCUACAAAGGCCUUUAAAGCUUAUUAAAAGGUUGAAUAUUGCCAUUGAUAUAGCAACAACAUUGGAUUACCUUCACCACCAUUGUCAUAUGCAGAUUAUUCACUGUGAUAUAAAGCCAAGCAAUAUUCUUCUUGAUGAUGAUUUGACUGCACAUUUGGGUGACUUCGGGAUAUCAAGAAUUCUUUCAAAAGUCACAGGUAGAACUCAAAAUCAAACCGGUUCAAUCGGAAUAAAGGGAUCUAUUGGAUACAUUGCACCAGAGUAUGGUGCAGGUGCUGAUGUUUCAACGCACGGUGAUGUCUACAGCUAUGGGAUUCUCUUGUUAGAGAUGUUCACAAGGAAACGACCCACUGAUGAAAUGUUCAAGGAUAACUUAAAUCUUCACUGUUGGGCUGAGAUGACUUUGCAUGAUGGAGUGGUAGCUAUCAUCGACCCAACACUUAUGCCCAUGGAAGAAGAAGAAGAGGCAGUAGCAACUAUUGCCAACAUCAGUGGAAGUCGAACAUGCAUGAGGGAUAGAGUGCAAGAAUGCCUUAAUUUAGUUAUUAGAAUUGGAGUUACUUGCUCAGCUGAUUCACCAUGGGAUAGAAUGGACAUGAAAGAUGUGGUCAAAGAAUUACAUUUGAUUAGGGACAUUUAUCUUGGAGUUGGUUCUCAAUGA